AUGGAGAGGCGCAUGGUGAGGAAUCUGGACAAUGGCAAAGUCAAGACCUCAAGGAGCACGAGUCGCGGCGAAGAUGAGAAAGGCCUGGAUGAGCUGGACGAGCUGGAUGAGCUGGAUGUGUUGGAAGAGCUGGACGAGCUGGACGAGCCACGGGCAACGAGAAAGACUUGCAGGCAGCGACUAUGCGGGAUCAGGAUGCAUUUACGCAUUCCGCAAGCAGAGAUACGCAAACACGGCUACUAUCGAGCAAUGAAUCAUCUGUUGAAUUCCUCCUUGUUCUUCGACGAACAGCAGGGGGGAGAGAAGAUGAAGACUUACGGCAAACUGGGAAGUGGGAAUGAAGAGAAUCAGGCGCCUGGUGACGACAGAGAUAUCGUCCAGCAGUACAAGCAUCACGGCAGUCCUGAUAUUGGUCCUCCUGCUGUCGCUCACUUCGAGUUCAACGGCCAGGAAUCCGAGCCCAAGGAAGUUUCGCCUCCGCCGAUUGUGGAUGAAGAUCUGCUUCCAACUGUCAACCUGGAGACGAGGAGGAAGAGAAAGGACAGUACCUCGAAGGUGGAUAUGAGACGAUCAUCGAUACUCGCACAGUCUCCCAUGAAGCCUGAAAAUAGCAUCGCCGAUCAAGCUAGCAAGAAGAGUCUUGGGCGACAAGUCCUCCCUGUCCUGGAGCCUACAACGACGACGACAACGACAACGAAUGUGCCCAAGCCGUCCAUCAGCAAUGAGAAGCUGCCAUGGAGAAAAUACUCUGUGGACAUCACAAUGGUCACGGCCACACAAUUCAAUGAGAUGGAGCGGGAGAUGUUCAUCAGAGCGGUGUCGAGACGAAUCCUUUGCGCCCGUCCUUUGCGAUUUUUUUGGCGAUCAUUCGAAUUUGGGCAAGGUCGCAAACAUGACGGAGCUCCAUCCUUUGGUCGAUCUCCUGGCCCGGCGAAGACUUCGAGAUCUUCGGCGAGGAGGAAGAAUCUUCGCGAGGCAGAUAUGCACGAACGAGCCGAGGAGCACGGCGAGGAGCCUUACGAUGAGAUCCAAUAG
Messenger RNA from Zymoseptoria tritici IPO323, 1035 nucleotides. RefSeq lists its product as uncharacterized. The transcript has 6 exons. NCBI's taxonomy places the organism in Eukaryota, Fungi, Ascomycota, Dothideomycetes, Mycosphaerellales, Mycosphaerellaceae. The record is from RefSeq and is a predicted model, not a curated record. Bases 1 to 1035 code for a protein of 344 amino acids.